Ruditapes philippinarum (Manila clam) is the source of this 3146-nucleotide messenger RNA. Its product is annotated as proton-coupled folate transporter-like. The record is from RefSeq and is a predicted model, not a curated record. Gene Ontology annotation, biological process: transmembrane transport. Lineage: Eukaryota; Metazoa; Mollusca; Bivalvia; Venerida; Veneridae. The transcript has 3 exons. Bases 1739 to 3061 code for a protein of 440 amino acids. Gene Ontology annotation, molecular function: transmembrane transporter activity. Gene Ontology annotation, cellular component: membrane.
AAAGUAUGAGUGCUGAAACUGAAAGUUCAAAAUUUUUCCAACAUUCAGGAAAGAUAAGUUUGUCCAAAAUCAUUGAACCACGACCAAAUUCAAACUUAAACUGCUUAUUCCUUAGAUGUAUCUAUAUUAUUUUCAAAGUGAAAGGAACAUAACUCUGCUAAAAAAUCAUCAAACCAUGACCAAAUUCCAACUUGACCUGCCCAUUCCUUUGACAUAUCCAUAUGUCAAAUUUGAGUUGAAUAUGUAACACUGUUGGGUAGAUAAUGAACAGAAACUAUAAAUUUCAUAUUAUUUUCAAAGUGAAAGGGGCAUUACUUUGCCAAAAAUUCAUUGAACCAUGACCAAAUUCUAACUAUGCCUGGGUAUUCCAAAAACAUAUCCAUAUGUCAAUUUUGAGUUGAAUUUGUUGUACCGUUGGGGAGAUAAUGAACGCAAACUGAAAAUUUCAUAUUUGUUUCAAAGUGAAAGGGGCAUAACUCUGCCAUGCCAAAAAUUAUUGAACCAUGACCAAAUUUGAACUUGACCUGCGCAUUCCUUUAACGUAUCCAUAUGGCAAGUUUUGAGUUGAAAGUGUUGUACUGUUGGGGAGAUAAUGAACGGAAACUGAAAAUUUCAUAUUGUUUUCAAAGUAAAAGGGGCAUAACUCUGCCAAAAAUCAUUGAACCAUGACCAAAUUGGAACUUGACCUGUAUUUUCUCAUGACAUAUCCAUAUGUCAAGUUUGAGUUGAAUCUGUUGUACCGUUGGGGAGAUAAUGAACGGAAACUGAAAAUUUCAUAUUAUUUUCAAAGUAAAAGAGGCAUAACUCUGCCAAAAAUCAUUGAACCAUGACCAAAUUCGAACUUGAUCUGUAUUUUCCCAUGACAUAUCCAUAUGCCAAAUUUGAGUUGAAUGUGUGCAACCGUUCUUGAAAUAAUGAACGGAAACUGAUGAUGACGGAAGGAAGGAAUGACAGAAUGACGGAAGGAUGGAAUGACGGAACAGGGUAACACUAUAUGCCCCGGCCAUUACAUGGCGGGGGCAUAUAAAAAGUGUGGCAUAAGCAUAACUUGACUUAGCAUAGCAUAAACAUAGCAUAAAAAAUAGUGUGGCAUAACAAAAAUAGUGUGGCAUAUGAAUAACAUAGGCAUAACAAUGAUAGCAUAGCAUUGCAUAAUAUAACACAACACAUCUGUUUAAAAAUAUAACAGCACAUAAGAUAAUCUCACUACUUAAAUGCCAGUAUUGUCCAUCUGUCAAAUUUAUUUUUAAAACUUUGCAUUAAGUGUCCUAUAUUUUACUGAAUGUUGAACCUGAUGACCUAAAUAUUGUUCUAAAAUUUGACUUAUUUGUUUAUAUACAUGAACAUGUACAUAAUGGUGAAAACAUUUGCAUUAAUGAAGUAUUCAUGAGGUACGGUAUGUAACUAAAAAGCAGAUACAAAUGUUAAACAAAAGAUAAAAAUAAAUCUGGUUAGUGGCAAAUGUUAAUGAAAAUGGAUGUACUCAUGGUCAGAAUGAACAAAUAGAAGAGGAUAAUUGAUGAUCCAGUUUAUUGUGGUCCAGUGGGUAGAAAUCAUUUCUUUCAAAGUGCUGGUAAAUGGGGAAAAGGAUUUCUCCAGUAUGAUCAAAGACAUUGUAUCACAUUAUAUAAUACUCCAAAAUGAAGUGCAAUAUUUGUAAUGUAGAGACACCUACAAUCAGAAUGCCAUAUCAUUAAAGUGUAAUCUGUAUACCUUACCAGAGAAAACGGGAAUCAACAUGGAGGGGCAGGGUGAUAACUGUAUCCAUGGCAGCAGUGAGAAUACACCUCUUCUUGUAGAAGAGACUGGUUCAGGAACUGUAACUGGGACAGAACAUUGCCAAGGAGAAGUUAAUCAGACAUCGGGAUUCACUUUGAAACAUUUAAUGAUUGUUCCUAUGUGUGCCUGUUAUUUUAUUGCUGGAUGCAUUUACUUGUAUAUUUUCCCUCAGUACAUUCAAAAGGUGAUGGAGAAUAGUGAUGUGCAGGAUUUUCCACACAAAAUUUCACCACAUGUUCCACAUGUUAUUUUUUCCCAACGUAAUUAUGUUUUUCAAUCUCAGGAACAGACAGUUUCCGAUGGGUGCUCUAAUGUGAACAAGUCUGAUGAGGCAUACAAGAAGUUUGACCACAUUCAACAGGAAACGGCCAAAUGGAUUAUUUAUUUCAACAUAUCGGUGCUAAUACCGGCAAUGUUAGCAAAUUUGAUCUGGGCAUCUUUUUCUGAUGUGCUUGGACGGAAAUUUGCCAUGUUCCUAUGCUUGGCUUCGAUGACAAUACGUUUAACUAUUUUCACAUUUGUUGUAUACUUCAAAUUAAGUCUAGUCUAUGCGUUAAUUGGCAAUUUUAUCGAUGGACUGGCUGGGUCUUAUACUAGUCUCUUUGCGAUACUGUUUUCAUAUGUGUCUGAUAUUACAUGUACCGGAAAGCAACGAACCAUAGCAAUAGUCGUAGUAGAACUUGUGAUCGGACUUUCAUUUACGGCCUCAUCUAUAGUAUCCGGACAUUUGAUAGAUCAGUUUGGCUUCUUUUAUCCGUCGAUGGUAAAUUCUAUCAUAUCUGCAGUAGGGAUUUUGAUACUUCUAUUUCUGGUUCCAGAAACUAUGCAACGCGAUCGAACAGAGCGACAAGUUAGACCGACUGUCUGGAAAAGUUUGGCGGAAUCUUUUAGAUUCUAUUUUUGUGAUGGAACGAAAAUUAAGCGUGUAAAAUAUGUUUUAUUAAUGCUUUCAUUCUUCUUCAUGGGUAUACCAGCAAUGAGUAGGAUGUCUAUAGAAGUACUGUAUCAGUUAGGUCGACCAUUCUGUUGGUCGCCAACAAAAAUAGGCUGGUUCGGGGCCAUCAAGAUGAUUGUGGCGUCAUUAUUUGGUAUCGGAAGUACUUAUAUAUUUAAACGUUGUGUGGCAGAUGAUACCAUUGCCUUCUAUAGUUUGAUUCUAACUGCGGCUGGCUACGUGGUGGAGGGAUUGGCCAAGACUGAUUUUGCCUUAUAUAGCGGUAAAUAUGUUGCUGUUUGUUUGUUUCAUUUUACGCCAUUUCCCAACAGUAUUUUAGUCAUAUAGGCGGGUAGUUUCCUAACCAUCAUUCCUGGAGAGUUACACCAGUACUAGACUACCUUCCUCCGCGCUAAACUAGCAAAGCAUCAAG